AUGGAUGCUUCCCAUCUCCGACGGUCUGCUAGAGUGUUGUUAGGAUCACCCUUGAGCAGAGUGUACUUGAGUCAGGCAUCGAACCAGGAAGGACAAAAGGACACACUUGUCUGCAAUGAUUGUUGUCAGUUGCAGAUCCCGGGCAUGACUUGUUCCGUUCGUACCAUUGGACUGCUGGGGAACAAGGCAUCUAGAAAAAGGCAAUUAGCUCGUAUACAUCGAUACUUGGCCAAUGUUUCCAACAAGACAGGGAAGUUCACAGGCGAAGUAGGAAAAAAAUAUCUGAUCACAUGCUGGUCAUGUGGUAAUAUCUCCAAAACACCAUAUCGCCGGUCACAAAGAUCAAACACCAAAGCUGUUAUGCCCUCAACGAUCGGCAGAAAUAAAAAAAAUAACGCUAAGACCAAAUCAACCGCAAGUGAGCACAAACUCCCCAAGCAAGGAUUGUCACUAUCAGAUUUUUUAUUGUAG
Molecule: messenger RNA, 471 nt
Organism: Wickerhamiella sorbophila
Lineage: Eukaryota; Fungi; Ascomycota; Dipodascomycetes; Dipodascales; Trichomonascaceae
Exons: 1
Coding region: 1-471 (156 amino acids)
Source: RefSeq, a predicted model, not a curated record